AUGGCUGAAAAAAGAGAUACUGAUAUCAAUUACAAACGUACAAUACUGAUUACAGGCUCAACAGACGGAAUAGGUCGACAAACGGCUUUGGAAUUAGCUGUCCGAAAUAAGGAAAAUUUUGUUAUUAUCCAUGGGAGAAGUGUUGAAAAAUGUGAAGCAACUAUUGAAUAUAUUAUGCGUGAAGGCAAAUUACAGAAUAAGUUAAAUCUUGAUUAUGUUGUUGCUGACUUCUCAGAUCUGAAAGAGGUAUCUAAUUUGGCUGCUGAGGUUGAAAAACGAUUUCCGCAAUUGAAUGUUUUAUUGUGUAAUGCUGGUGUACUUCUGCCAAAAAGAACAGAAAGUCGAGAUGGAUUUGAAUUAACUUUCCAAAUUAAUCAUCUGGCACAUUUUGUAAUUAUAAAUCGUUUGCUUGAACGAUUGAAAGGUAAUCAACCUUCCCGUAUUAUUAUUGUUAGUAGCAGCCUUCAUAGCUGGCAUGCAAUUGAUUGGAAUGAUUUGAUGGCAGAAAAGGAAUACGAUAAGUAUCUUCAGUUUUCUAGGACAAAAUUAAUGAAUCAUAUGACAUCAUUUGCGUUGCACCGGCUUUUAGUGAGGGAAGGUUGUUGUUUCCGAGUUACUUCUAAUGUUGUCGAUCUAGGAAAUAUGGAACCGCAACCAGGUCGGAGAAGCAGGUCACGAAGCACAUCACUGUCAUCAUUCGAUUCGUCGUUAGUGCUAAGUAGUGGUGUUAGUACUUUACUUAACUUGAUUGAAUCUCCUGCUCUAGAAAAUGUUAGUGGUAAAUAUUUCGAUUGUCAUGGCAAGCAAACACGGAGUAGUUCUGAUGCUACCGAUGAACGAUUACAGCAAAAACUAUGGAAUUUAAGUGAAGGAUUAUGUAAAGAUUACGUGAGGUAUUCUUUGGAUUGGUCGGAUUUACAGUGCACAAAGGAAUAUGAAAAAUAUAAGCAAUAUUCACGUACUAAACUAAUGGUUCAUAUGAUGACGUUCAAAUUAGCUCGUUUAUUCAGUCAUUCAGGAGUCACAUGUAACGUUUUGGAACCAGGUGUCAUUGAAACAAAGCUUUUACGUGCUGGUGGAUAUAGCGGAGCUCCAGUUGAGCAAGGCUCCCGAGCAUCCAUCUACUUGUGCACAUCUGGUGAUGUCACCAGUGUCAAUGGUGCAUACAUUGAUAAUAGCUGCAAGAAAGUCACAAAAUUAUUCAAAGAUUCUGUGAAUGAAAAAGAACAAGAAGAUUUGUGGCAAAUAACUGAAAAAUUGCUUGCUGAUAAAAAUAUCAAAUUUUGCGACUUCUGA
Thelazia callipaeda (thelaziosis nematode) is the source of this 1296-nucleotide messenger RNA. The record is from the annotation of a GenBank genome assembly. NCBI's taxonomy places the organism in Eukaryota, Metazoa, Nematoda, Chromadorea, Rhabditida, Thelaziidae.